This is a messenger RNA of Bombina bombina (fire-bellied toad), 2967 nucleotides long. It is a transcript of the gene SLC4A3, whose product is annotated as solute carrier family 4 member 3. Gene Ontology annotation, molecular function: monoatomic anion transmembrane transporter activity; solute:inorganic anion antiporter activity. Gene Ontology annotation, biological process: monoatomic anion transport; regulation of intracellular pH; bicarbonate transport. NCBI's taxonomy places the organism in Eukaryota, Metazoa, Chordata, Amphibia, Anura, Bombinatoridae. The coding region runs from base 1 to 2967 and encodes 988 amino acids. The transcript is spliced from 18 exons. Gene Ontology annotation, cellular component: plasma membrane. The record is from RefSeq and is a predicted model, not a curated record.
AUGAGAACCAUUCAAGAAGGAGAUGAGAACGAAGGAGAUGUAGUGGCAGCAGAACUCUUAAGAAAGGAAACACUAAAGAAUAAUAUGAGAGACUCCGUUGGAUAUGAAGACUUUGAAGAAUUUGUCUUAGAUUUUGAGGAUUAUGAUCUAUGGGAAUCCAUCAAAGAUCAUCUCACCCAUCCUGUUGCUGAAAACAGUUGUCACAGCAAAGACGAGCAGCCGGCAUUACGCAGGCAGUUGGCAACAAAGUCUUGUGGUGGCAAAAUGGAGGCCAUUGCCUUUGCCUUUAAUUAUACCAGGAAGAGGCAAGACAGAGGAACACAUGAGGUUUUUGUAGAACUGAAUGAGUUAAUAUGUGAAGGCGUGCAAGAGUUGCAAUGGCGAGAGACAGCUCGUUGGAUAAAGUUUGAAGAAGAUGUAGAACAAGAUACAUCUCGGUGGGGCAAGCCUCAUGUGGCCUCACUUUCUUUUCGCAGCCUCCUCGAGCUUCGGAAAACUAUUACUCAUGGUGCUGUCCUUUUGGAUCUGGAAAAGACAACAAUGCCGGGUAUUGCCCAGACAAUUGUAGAAACAAUGGCAAAUUCUGCUCAGAUCAGAGCCAUUGACCGAGCAAAUGUACUGAGAGCUCUUCUACUGAAGCACAGUCACCCCAAUGAUGGAAGAGAUGCACACUACCCCCGUAGUUCUGCUAAUGUUGGGAACCACGUCAUGAACAGUAGUCCACCUGGAGACACUAUUAGCCAUACUGCUCAAGAAUCUGAUAACAAGACGAAAACAAUGAAUUACCCAGAGGGGCAUCGGCUGAGACAUAGGAAACUUAUGGAAAAGAUUCCUGAAAAUGCAGAGGCAGCUGUUGUACUUGUUGGUUGUGUAGAGUUCCUGGCCCAUCCAGCCAUGGCGUUUGUGCGUCUGAAUGAGGCAGUUUUGCUGGAGUCUGUCCUUGAGGUCCCAGUUCCUGUCCGUUUCCUCUUUGUGUUGCUUGGUCCAGCUCAAUCGCAUAUGGAUUACCAUGAAAUUGGACGUUCCAUCUCAACUCUCAUGUCUGAUAGAGUAUUCCAUGAAGCUGCCUAUUUGGCUACAGAACGACAAGAUCUCCUUAAUUCCAUCAAUGAGUUUCUGGACAGCAGCAUGGUACUUCCUCCAUGUGAGGUACAAGGCAAGGAUUUGUUACGUUCCAUUGCAUCCUUCCAGAAGGACAUGUUGAGGAAGAGAAGGGAGCGUGAGCAGCGACGUUCGGCCAGAGAGAAAACGAAACCCAAAAUUGUAGGGGAAACUGCAGAGCCAUGUCUAUUGAAGCUCGAUGAUGAUGAUGAUGAUGGAGAUAGUGAAUUGGAUCCUCUUGAACGAUCUGGGGUUCUUUUUGGUGGUUUGGUUAGGGACAUUCGACGACGGUAUGUAAAAUACUGGAGUGACAUCAAGGAUGGUCUGAACAGCCAGUGUCUUGCUGCUGCGCUUUUCAUAUACUUUGCAGCUCUGUCUCCAGCCAUCACCUUUGGAGGUCUACUAGGAGAGAAGACCCAAGGGCUGAUGGGAGUAUCAGAGCUUAUUGUAUCUACCUCAAUUUUAGGUGUCAUCUUCUCCUUUCUUGCUGCUCAGCCAUUGUUAAUAGUUGGAUUUUCAGGUCCCCUGUUGGUUUUUGAAGAGGCUUUCUUUAAGUUUUGCCAGGUUCAAGAUAUUGAGUAUCUGACAGGCCGAGUGUGGAUUGGUUUCUGGCUGAUCCUUUUUGUUCUGGUGAUGGUGGCUGCAGAGGGGAGCUUCCUUGUCCGUUACAUCUCCCCUUUCACCCAGGAGAUCUUUGCCUUUCUCAUUUCUCUGAUUUUCAUACAUGAGACUUUUUACAAACUCUAUAAGGUGUUCACUGAUCAUCCCCUGCUCAGGACAUACCCGUCCGGUGGGUCAGCAGGAAGUCGCACUGCAGCAUUAGGCCCCCGAAUGCAGCCAAACACAGCAUUGUUAUCUCUCAUUCUUAUGUCAGGAACAUUCCUUAUUGCCUUCUUUCUGCGCAAAUUCAAAAACAGCCGUUUCCUUGGAGGGAAGGCACGGAGGGUUAUUGGUGAUUUUGGAAUUCCUAUAUCUAUCUUAGUAAUGGUUCUAAUUGAUUAUACGAUCACCGACACAUACACACAGAAACUGAAUGUGCCAUCGGGUCUGUCUGUGACCUCCCCUGGAAAGCGAGGUUGGUUUGUUCAUCCGAUGGGCUCUUCUCAGCCGUUCCCCCUCUGGAUGAUGUUUGCUUCUGCUAUUCCAGCACUCCUGGUCUUCAUUCUUAUGUUCAUGGAGACUCAGAUAACCACCUUGAUAGUCAGCAGAAAGGAGAGACGCCUGCAGAAGGGCAGUGGAUUCCAUUUGGACCUGUUGCUAAUUGGCUCCUUGGGAGGUUUGUGUGCCCUUUUUGGGCUACCAUGGUUGACUGCAACAACUGUACGCUCAGUGACCCAUGUCAAUGCUCUAACGUUGAUGUGCAAGACAGCACCUGGUGAGAGGCCGCGAAUCUCUGAAGUCAAAGAACAGAGAGUGACUGGAGUCCUGAUUGCUAUACUAGUGGGACUUUCCAUAGUAAUGGGUGAGAUGUUGCGUCAGAUCCCUUUAGCUGUGCUCUUUGGGAUAUUUUUGUACAUGGGUGUUACAUCCCUCACUGGGAUCCAGCUGUUUGAGCGCCUUCUUCUAAUUCUUAUGCACCCCAAACACCAUCCUGACCACACCUAUGUAGUUAAGGUGUGCACUUGGAGAAUGCAUCUCUUCACGUGUGUGCAGUUGUCUUGCAUUGUGUUACUCUGGGUAGUAAAGUCAACACCUGCAUCACUGGCCUUCCCUUUUCUCCUCAUUCUCACUGUCCCACUGAGGCGCUUUGUCCUUCCAAGGUUCUUCCAUGAACGAGAGCUGAAGGCUUUGGAUUCUGAAGAUGUUGAGCCAAAUUUUGAUGAAGAUGGUCAGGAUGAAUACAAUGAGCUGCACAUGCCCGUCUAA